AUGAGCGAUAGUCAAAAGGAUGAAGAAUCAAUUGGAAGUGAAGAACAACAAGAUAAUAAGAAAGACAAAAAGAAAGACAAGAAAAAGGAAAGACGUGAGAAAAAGAAGCAAAAAAAGGAAAAUAAAACGAUAGAAAAAAUUCAGAAAGAGAUUUCAAGGAGAAGUUCGUCACAACUGCAACCAGGAAGAAGACAUUCCUCAGUUGAUCAGAAUCUUCGUUAUACAAUUUAUUUUCGACCUUCUGGCCCUCAACAAAGUAACUCGAUUAAAGAUCUACUCCCAAUUAUACAAAAAGAGAAGAAAUCUCAUCAAAAUCACCAUAAGAAAAAGAAAAAUGUGACAGUUUCUCAUGAAAGUUCUAUCCCGUUAAGAGAUCGAGAUCAUCUUGAUGCAGUUGACUUUUUAAACCGAAUAAGUACCUUAAAAGCACGUGAAAGUCUUCUCAACCUUCACCAUCCUCUGAAAAAAGAUUCAUGGUUUAAUUUUCAUUCUCGUUUGGGUAGUAAAACUAACAAAUUUAAUUAUCACAAACGUCGAUGUGGAAGUUGCUUAGAAGUCAAUGAAGAAUGUUCUUGUGAUGAUCCCACGACAUGUGUUGAAAGUCAACACCAAUCUGACUGGGCAACUCUUGUAAUGCCACGACGUGAAUCACCAAUACGUAAAGAACAAAGUCUCGAGUGGCUCGAAGAAUUAGAGAGAAAAUCUAAAAUCAACUGUCGCACUCUUGUCGAGGAGAAGUUUUCCAAGAAACGUGAAAUUUGUUGCUUUCCUUUUAACACUUUUAAUAUUUUCUCGAAAAACGAUAUAGAAGUUGUGGAUUUCUAUGUGAAACAUUGA
Clunio marinus is the source of this 837-nucleotide messenger RNA. The record is from the annotation of a GenBank genome assembly. NCBI's taxonomy places the organism in Eukaryota, Metazoa, Arthropoda, Insecta, Diptera, Chironomidae.